AGGGGAGACUGUGGGUCGGCCGGUUCCCGAACGUAUUGAGUUUCCGCGUGUUUUGUUUCUCUCCUGUUAACCUUAAACUGACGUUGAAACUCUGUGCCCGGCUCAGAGUUGUGUUUCUUUUAUUAGCUGAGUUUGCUGUGUUAUCGUUGACUCUCCCUUGUGACUUCAAGACGGUGGAAAACUACCUGUGGAUCUACUCAUUCGGUGAUAACAAUGUGAUGUGACGGAAUCCAAAGUGUUUGCAUUUCAUAAAUGUUUCCGAUGAUUUCGAAAGUGGUUUUUGUGUAAGUGAAUUAUGGUAUAGUUGGUGUUCAUAAUGUGUCCAGCAUAUUCUCCACACUCAUGCUGCUUAUGGAAAUUAACGUAUGUCGCACUGAUUGCCCUGAUCCUGCUGGAUGGAUCUAGUUUCGGGAUGGACUACAGCCACUCGCAGGCGCCGCGGAUCUCGGAGCACCCGGCGUCGAAGACGGUGACGAAGGGGGAGCCGGUGACGCUCAACUGCAAGGCGGUCGGGAAGCCGGAGCCCUCGAUCGAGUGGUACAAGGACGGGCAACUGGUCAGCUCCUCCGGGCCGCAGCGGAUGGUCCUCGACCGCGGAACCUCCCUCUUCUUCCUCUCGACCCGCUACGGGAAGAAGGACUCCGACAGCGGCGUCUACUGGUGCGUCGCCAAGAACGAGCUCGGACAGGUCACCAGCAACAACGCCACACUUGAAGUUGCAGUUCUCCGGGAUGAGUUCCGAGCUGAGCCGGCAAAUACGAGAGUCGCAGCCGGAGAAACGGCUCUGCUGGAAUGCGGUCCACCCAAAGGUCACCCGGAACCCACCGUCCAAUGGAAGAAAAACAAUCAGUUUAUUGACUUCAACGUUAACAAGAGGUACCGAUUGGUGGACGGUGGCAAUUUAGCGAUCCAAGAUGCAAGAAAAAUUGACGAAGGGCGCUACCAGUGCAUUGCAAAGAAUGUGGUCGGUGCCAGAGAAUCAACCCCUGCGAUGCUAGAUGUUCAUGUGAAGCCGUAUCUGAUCCGGGGCCCGAAGGACGAGACGGUGCUGGCGGGGGGGACGGUGGAGUUGCAGUGCAACGUGGGCGGGGACCCGCUGCCGGACGUCCUGUGGAAGCGCUCGGCCGGCGGCGGGAACAUGCCGCUGAGCCGGGUCCUCAUCCUGGAGGACCGGAGCCUGCGGCUGCGGGACGUGGCGCCCGAGGACGAGGGCGAGUACUCCUGCCUGGCCGACAACUCGGUCGGCUCCGUCACCGCCAGCGCCACCCUCGUCGUCCACUCCCCCCCGAAGCUCGUCGAGAAGCCCCCCGACCACAUCACCAUCGAGCGCGACAGGGACGCCAUCUUCGUCUGCGCCGUCGCCGGCAACCCCAGGCCCUCCGUCUUCUGGUCCAUCCAAGGGUACAAGACUUUGAUUUACCCGGGCGACGUAUUCGAGCGGUUCGAAGCGGAGGCGACGUCGGAAGGGCACACGAUCCUGACGGUGCACAACGUGAGCGAGAGCGACUCCGGGAAGGUGGUGGUCUGCUCGGCGGUGAACCAGGUGGGCUCGGACGUGUGGCAGUCGACGCUGACGGUGGCCAGCCCGGACGACCACCAGCCGCCGAUCAUCGUCCACGGCCCGGCCAACCAAACGCUCCCGUUCAAGUCCAGCGCCACGUUCCCCUGCCAGGCGGCCGGCAACCCGCAGCCCCUCAUCUCCUGGUACAAGGACGGCAUCUCCAUCAUGCCCAUCGCCAACAAGGUCAACGUCACAGAGGCUGGCACUCUCUCCAUCAAAGAUUUGGAAAAGGGAGACGGUGGCUUGUACACUUGCGUCGCUUCAUCAAGAAAUGGGAAAGCCACUUGGACAGCGAGUUUGAAAUUGGACACUCCAACAAACCCAAAUAUAGCAUUUUUCCGAUCCUCAGAACCAUCCACGUUUCCAGGUCCGCCCUCGAAACCAGUCAUUGUCAAUAGAACGGAAACCACUGUCACCCUUUCUUGGACUCGAAGUAAUAAAGUUGGUGGUUCGUCUCUGAUAGGUUACCAGAUCGAAAUGUUUGCCCGCGAAAAUUCCAAUGUCACAAAUGGAGGAUGGGUUGUUGUUGCUCGCCGUUUGACUGGUAACACGUACACUCAGCAUCAUCUUCUUCCUGGUGCAAGUUACUCAUUUCUUGUCCGGGCUGAGAACUCACAUGGCUUAUCUCCACCGUCUCCGUUUUCUGACACUGUCAUUUUAUCAUCGGGAUUAGAAACCAAAGAACUUGACCCAGUCGCAAUACAGUUGAAAGAAGCCAAAAAGGCCUUGUUUAGAGGCCAUGUUGUUGAUUUAAUCAAUGCUCAACCAAUCAGUUCAACCUCUGUGAAACUGAAUUGGCAGAUGGUGAACUCAGAUUUUGUGGAGGGCUUCUACAUUUACUCCCGCAGUCUUGAUGGUGCCUUGAGAUCUACAAGCAUGCGCACUGUUCUUCAUGCCGGAGAAACUUCCGGAUCUGGAUUCCUCUUCACUGGUUUAGCCAAAUACAAGAGAUAUGAAUUCUUUUUGAUUCCUUAUCACAAGCACAUUGAUGGCAGACCCUCUAAUUCUCGUAUUGCUAGAACGGUGGAAGAUGUUCCAUCAGAGCCUCCAACUCAUAUGGAGCCUCUCCUCCUCAACUCUAGUUCGGUGUAUUUGAAAUGGAAAGAACCUCCAGACUCGUCACACAAUGGAGUUAUUCGAUCAUACCAGGUUGUCGUGCGUGGUGGCUCCAACAACACAGUCUUGAGCAACGUUUCUGUAAAUGCAGCAUCACCUUCCUUACUGCUUACUAAUCUGACUGCUGGGGCAACAUAUUUCAUUGCAAUUGCUGCCGCUACAAACAAAGGAACUGGCCCCUUCUCAAAUCCAUUGUCCCUAAGGUUGGAUCCAUCACGGAGAUUACUUUUGACUGAUAACAUUUAUCAUAUGUAUGAUGCACCAAAUUGGGAAGAAUCCGAUGUUGAGUGGAUAUCUGCUCCAUGGUUUAUUGCCUUACUGGGGUCGAUGGUUGCAGUAAUGACUCUUCUCUUUGGUGCAAUGCUGUUUGUGAGAAAAAGGCAGUUAUUGGCAAAGAAAACUACUCUUGACUCUCGUUCCAAUGUGGGCAUGCUGGCAACUCCACUGAACUCUAAAUCUGGCACAGGGUUGCAGCAUCCGAUUUCUCCUCCUUUGUCGCACACAGCUCUGUUGCCUCAGCAUGACAGCUCUUUGUGGAUAGAUGGCGCACAGCAGUCCUCUAACAGUUCAUGUUCUUGGAGGCUUUCUUCUGAGAAUAGUGACAAAGAGUCUUCCACAAGACUUCUGCAGAAUGGUAGCAUCUCCGCAAUGCCAGAUUAUGCUGAGGUCCAGCAAAAUGGAGCCCUGAGCACAUUCCAGGGUCACAAGGUGUAUGGAAAUGGUUAUGAAAUUAGCUGUGAUAAUGAUAACUCCCUGGCUCCUUACGCCACUACAACUUUAGUGCCUCCUAAUGCCAGAAUGCAUGGCACUAGAACAGUUCAGGGCUGGAUGCAAGUUGAUCCGCAAACAUAUCAGACAGACGAUCCUCCUUAUGCACCUUCCAAUUAUGCUCGCAAUGUUUACUCGGACACUUAUUACUUUAGUGGGAAUGGAGAGUACUGCAAAACAGGUGGAAGCGUUAUUGGUGUACCUGUCAUAGUUAAUGCUCAAGGACACCGCGUUGUCACAAAAUUGGGGCCGCGCCCGCCUCGUUCUACCCCACCACCACCAUCAAAUCCUCCUCCAUCUUUAAACUUCUAUAAAUCUCAGCUCAGCAAAUAUUAUCACCAUGCCAAGUCAUCAAAUUCAGUAGAUCAUUAUCAGCAGAUCUCAGUCAGUAAACCUGACUCCACAAAUCACUAUUCACAUCCGAAUGUGCCUGAUGUAGAUCCACCUCCAGAUGUCAUUUCUGAACCAGCGAAUUACUUGCGGCCGAAAAAUACACACUGGAGAUCUACGUCGAAUAGUUCCAGAAUAAUGCCUAGUUACCCCAACAAUCAGUAUCAACCUAUUUACAAUUCAUCGAGGAGUGAACCUGGUGAUAGGCACAGGAACAGCUCUUCGUGAUCUUAGUUACCUUAUAUUUGUUCCCCGGGUAGGUAGUUAGUUCAGGCCCAAAUUUAUCUAAUGAUCUUUCAAUUCUGAGGGACUUAUUUGGAGGAAAUAAAUUUUCUGGUCUCCAAAGUCUUUCGGUACCAAUACUCAUUGUUGUUUUGUCAGACCGAGUCAUUUAACGAUUCCUAUUUUCUAUUUGAAAUUUUGUACUGAUUAAUUGUAUCUUCUUUUUUCCAAUUUAAUUGCGAUAUAAAAAUUGAAAACAUCAAGUCCUGGUCAAGGGAAAGAAUAAGCUCAUUUAUUUAUGAACUUCAACAUAGGUAGGUAUUAUAACACUAUUCAUUAAGUGAUGAUACCAAAACUUAUCAAAACCACUGCCAAACUUAUUAUUUAAUUUGUAAUUUAGAAUUGGCAUUUGUACACUCUAUUUUAAUAUUAAGACACACCACCAGUGUGUUGAGUUCUGUUUUGAGAAGGUGCGUAUCUACCUAUGAGAUUUAAUGGCAUUUAAGACUAAAAAUUAUCUAAAUUUUCACUAAUAACCUGUUAUAUACAUAUGAAGGCAAACCUUUCUGCCACAUAAUAUUAAAUGUUGUGAUGGGAUGAUACCUUUUUGCCCAUAGUAUUCAGGAAAGGUAUUUUUAACAAAAGAAC
Messenger RNA from Bemisia tabaci, 4705 nucleotides. Its product is annotated as roundabout homolog 2. Gene Ontology annotation, biological process: cell-cell adhesion. The record is from RefSeq and is a predicted model, not a curated record. Lineage: Eukaryota; Metazoa; Arthropoda; Insecta; Hemiptera; Aleyrodidae. Gene Ontology annotation, molecular function: protein binding.